UGCCAGCCGGCCCAGCCACGCUUGUGUCCAGGGCCAGCCCACGGGGGCCACGCAGGGCUGCCGGAUGGACAGGCAGGGAAUACCUUCCUCGGGCGGAGGCUGGCUUGUCCCUGGGGAGUCGGCCCAAGCGACUGCCCUCCUCUCCCUCCCCAGGGGCUGGAGACCUGCAAACCAGCAACCCAGCAACUCAGAGCCAACACCGGGAGCGGGCGGCACGCCCCCUCUUCGCCCCUCAGUUCUGGGAUCUGUCACGAUGGUGGGCGAGGGGGCCAGAUAGGACCAACGACACACGGAGGCGGCCUUCAGCCGGCCAGAGGGGCCCUCGGGAAAGGCGCGGAUGCACUUCCGGUCCCGGCGACCGCCGGGAGGCGCAGCGCGGGCUGCGCGUUGCUGACCUCUGGCGGUCGCCCUGCGGGACUUCGCGUCCUGUUUACGUCCGGGCGCGCACCUGAGUCUUUUACCUUUACCCAAGAAAGGAAUAAAAGAGGUCAGACGAUGACAACUGUGUCCUCAACAGCCAGGCCCCAGGAAUCAGUGGCUUUUGAUGACGUGGCUGUGUACUUCACUAAGAAGGAAUGGGCCAUCAUGGUGCCUGACCAGAGGGCCUUGUACAGGGAUGUGAUGCUGGAGAACUAUGAGGCUGUGGCCUUUGUAGCAGUGCCACCCACUUCCAAACCAGCUUUGGUCUCUCAUUUGGAGCAAGGGAAAGAGCCCUGUUUCACCCAACCACAGGGAGUCCUGAGCAGGAGGGACUGGAGAGCAGGCUUUAUAGGACACUCGGAACUGAGAAGAUAUACUUACUUAGCUAAAGCAAUGUUAUGUGUAAUAAAAUCAAAAAUUCUUCAAAAUCAUCGAUGCUGGGAAGACAGGAGAAAGGCUUAAUUCUUGACAUUUAAAUACCAGUUUUCCAAGUCAGGAGUUGAUGUAAGAGGCACCUUAAAUGAUGUCAAAUGCACAUUUUCUUUUUCUGUAGACUAGUUUCUGUAGAUUUAAUGUUUUUCAUUCAUUAAAAUAAUUCAUUUUGAUGUACAAA
Sapajus apella (tufted capuchin) is the source of this 1033-nucleotide messenger RNA. RefSeq names its product KRAB box domain containing 1 (gene KRABD1). The record is from RefSeq and is a predicted model, not a curated record. The annotation marks the transcript as partial. The transcript is spliced from 5 exons. Gene Ontology annotation, biological process: regulation of DNA-templated transcription. Lineage: Eukaryota; Metazoa; Chordata; Mammalia; Primates; Cebidae.